AUGCUCUCUGCAACUUCUGCCGCCUUGAGGGCCGGAGCUCGACGAGGUGCGCCCCGGGUUGCUCCCCGGGUUGCGGCUCUCGCGUCUCCUCCGAUCACCAUCCGAGGCCCGAGUUUGGCCGGUCGUAGGGCCCUGUCGGUGACAAGGACUCUGGCUUCUUUUCCUACGAGUGACCGAACUCGAGAGAUUGUUGCUCAGACCUUGAGCAGCAUUGGAAGCAAGCGAGAGGGGCAGCAAUAUCUCAAGCUCUUCACAUCUGUAUCUUCACAGAAAUUCGGUGUUAUUAAAGUAGGAGGUGCUAUUCUUCUCCAGCUCUAUCCAAUUGUAGUCCAUGGUGGUGGCCCGCAACUGAACCGCUUGCUCGAGGACGCGGGCGUCGAGCCUCGGUUUGAAGAAGGCAUUCGUGUAACCGACGCGAAGACUCUGGGCGUGGCACGCAAGCUCUUCCUCGAAGAGAACCUCAGACUGGUGGACAGGCUUGACCAGCUGGGCGUUGCCACUAGGUCCAUUAGCGGCGUCUUCAUGGCUGAUUAUCUGGACAAGGAGAAGUGGCAGUACGUUGGAAAGAUCACAAAGGUCAACAAGGAGGCUAUCGAGCAAUCGAUUGAGGCCGGGUAUAUUCCAGUUCUUACGUCCAUGGCCGAGUCUGAAGAUGGCCAACUGCUCAACGUUAACGCUGACGUUGCUGCGGCCGAGCUUGCCCGUGCACUGGAGCCUUUGAAGGUUGUGUACCUGUCAGAGAAGGGUGGCUUGUUUAACGGCGAAGGAGACAAGAUCUCACACAUUAACUUGGACGAGGAGUUCGAUCACCUCAUGUCACAGCCUUGGUGCCGAUACGGUACGCGCCUCAAGAUCAAGGAGAUCAAGGAACUUCUCGACACCCUUCCCAGGACCUCCAGCGUUGCCAUCAUCCAUCCCAGUGACCUUCAAAAGGAACUCUUCACAGACUCUGGCGCCGGCACUUUGAUCCAACGAGGAGAUAAGAUUCAAAGGGCGACCUCCGUGUCAGAUUUCGAGGACCCGGAUAAGAUUAAAGCAGCCCUGAUUCGCGAUCGAGAGGGCCUUGACGCUGAGGCAACUGUUGACCGUUUUAUCGAUCUCUUAAGGGAGAACCCCUUUACUGCAUACUAUGAUGAUGCGUUGCAGUGCAUUGCGAUUGUUGUCCCUGCUGGCAAUGACCGACCGAUAGCUACUCUUGCUACUUUGGCCAUCACCAAGUCCGGCUGGCUGACCAAUGUGGCUGAGAACGUUUUCACCGCCAUCAAGAAGGACCACCCCAGCCUUGCCUGGACUGUCAAUGAGCAUGAUGAGAACUUGACCUGGUUCUUUGAGAAGUCCGACGGGAGCUUUCACCACAAUGGCAGCGUCUUGUUCUAUUAUGGCUGUGAUCUUCGAUCUGAAGCCCUGGCUCCCGUCUAUGAUGACUUUGUUUCUAAUGGACGCGCUAUGCUGGGUGAUUCCAACCUUGAGGCUCGACUGCGUCGUGCCGCCCAAACGGCUAAUCAGGCACUGAGGGACUCUCAAGUUCAGGCUUAA
This is a messenger RNA of Trichoderma aggressivum f. europaeum, 1536 nucleotides long. RefSeq lists its product as uncharacterized. Gene Ontology annotation, biological process: L-arginine biosynthetic process. Gene Ontology annotation, molecular function: N-acetyl-gamma-glutamyl-phosphate reductase (NADP+) activity; acetylglutamate kinase activity. Gene Ontology annotation, cellular component: mitochondrial matrix; cytoplasm. The transcript has 3 exons. Bases 1 to 1536 code for a protein of 511 amino acids. NCBI's taxonomy places the organism in Eukaryota, Fungi, Ascomycota, Sordariomycetes, Hypocreales, Hypocreaceae. The record is from RefSeq and is a predicted model, not a curated record.